AGCUGAACCUCUCAUCGCACUUGUAUACUGCCAAGCUAAAGAAAGCUAGACUCCAAAUGAAAAACAUAGCUGCAAUGCACAAAAUUUGGUGGCAUGUCGACUUGUGCAAAUAAUUUAAUUCACACCAAUUUUUUAACCUUUCUUCUUGAAUUGAUGAAGAUUAAAAAAUUGAAAAUCUUGCCCACUCCUAUGACUUCAUUGCCCAUAAAACCUCACUCGCCUCCAUUAUAAAGCAAGAUUAAGCAUCCCAAAAUUACAAGAAGAAAAGAAAAAUGGAGUACGUGACCAUUUUGCUAGGAUUGUUGUUCAUAUGGAUUUUGGUGUAUGGAGUGAUGUCACUUGAGAGAAGCAAAAACAAGAAGAGACUUGCACCAGGUCCAUUCCCUUUGCCUAUUAUUGGAAAUCUUCACUUGCUUGGUGACAAACCCCACAUAUCACUAGCUAAACUCUCAAAAAUUUAUGGUCCAAUUAUGAAUCUCAAAUUAGGCCAAGUAAACACAGUGGUUAUAUCCUCGUCAGUAUUGGCCAGAGAAGUCAUGCAAAAGCGAGAUUUGGUCUUUGCCAAUAGGUCUGUCGCAGACGCACUACGUGCCCGAAAUCACUCUGAUUCCUCUGUUGUUUUUCUACCUGUCAACACUCGCUGGAGAACACUUCGCAAGAUUAUGAACUCUAACAUCUUCUCAGGUAGUAAGCUUGAUGCUAAUCAGCAUCUCAGAAAUAAAAAGAUCCAGGAGCUAGUUGAUCAUUUUCACAAGAGUGCCAAAAAUGGUGGAACAGUGGAUAUUGGCAGAGCAGCUUUUAGAACUUCCCUGAAUUUGCUGUCAAACACCAUUUUCUCUAAAGAUUUGAGUGACCCAUUUUCUGAUUCUGCUAAGGAGUUUAAGGACUUGGUGUGGGGCAUUAUGGUCGAGGCUGGUAAACCCAAUUUGGUGGACUAUUUUCCCUUUCUUGUGAAAAUUGAUCCACAAGGUAUAAGGCGGCGCAUGACCGAUCAUUUUACUAAGGUUCUUGACCUUAUGAGUGGUUUGAUUGAUGAGCGGCUAAAGGAAAGGAAACUGAGAAACCAUGCAAAUGUUGAUGUUUUAGAUGCCCUUCUCAACAUUAGCCCAGAAGAGCUUGACAGGAAUCACAUCGAGCAUUUGUGUCUGGACUUGUUUGUAGCAGGGACCGAUACAACAUCAAAUACGUUGGAGUGGGCAGUGGCGGAACUACUUAAGAAUCCACAUACUUUAGAGAAAGCCCAAGAAGAACUUGCACAUGUGAUUGGCAGAGGCAAACUAGUAGAUGAAACUGAUAUUGCACAGCUACCUUACUUGCGAUGCAUGGUGAAAGAAACAUUACGAAUACACCCGGCGCUUCCUUUCUUAAUCCCGCGCAAAGUGGAGGAAGAUGUUGAGCUUUGUGGCUAUAUUGUCCCAAAAGACUCGCAAGUUCUAGUGAAUGUGUGGGCAAUUGGGCGCGACUCUGGCCUAUGGGAAAAUCCGUUGGACUUUAAGCCAGAGAGGUUUUGGGAGUCGGAAAUAGAUGUUCGAGGCCGGGAUUUUGAGCUCAUACCAUUUGGUGCUGGUCGGAGAAUUUGCCCUGGAUUGCCUUUGGCUAUCAGGAUGGUUCCAGUAGCACUAGGUUCAUUGCUAAAUACGUUUAACUGGAAGCUCCAAGGUGGAAUUGCACCUAAAGAUUUGGACAUGGAGGAAAAAUUUGGUAUUACCUUGGGAAAAGCCCAACCUCUGCUAGCUACUCCAAUCCCACUCUAGCUAUAGUGAUAUACUUAGGGGUCGUUUGGUACACGGAUUAAAUUAGCUCGGAAUUAUAAUCCCGGGACUAAUUUAUCCCACUUGUGAGGUAGGAUAAUGUAAUCCCGAGUUUGAUUGGAUAAUAUGGGAUAUCCUUUAUUAAGACUGUGAUUAAUUAAAUUUAUACCAUGUUUCGUUGA
Molecule: messenger RNA, 1933 nt
Organism: Nicotiana tabacum (common tobacco)
Lineage: Eukaryota; Viridiplantae; Streptophyta; Magnoliopsida; Solanales; Solanaceae
Product: geraniol 8-hydroxylase
Molecular function (GO): iron ion binding; oxidoreductase activity, acting on paired donors, with incorporation or reduction of molecular oxygen; heme binding
Source: RefSeq, a predicted model, not a curated record